GUAAAGUAAAAAAAAUGUAGGCAUAACAUCUUUUUGAAAUGCAAAAUAAAACAGGCACUACAGAGAAUGAAUUAUAGACAGCUCUUUGAAAAAAGCGAAAUGGCGGGGCAAGCUGGAGCAGGAAAUGAUAUGUCCUUUCUUCCGUUGGUUCAUGAGAUAAUUCGAGGGAUGGAUAUGGAGUCCCCAGACGUCAACCAGAAGAUUACUGAACUGAAAACAAAAUUCCAGAAAUGUCGGACAAUGGUGGAAGAAAUGCCAGGUAUUGACUGCAGUGAGGAGGAACAGAAACAACAGAUAGAGCAGCUCAGACAACAGGUCACCACAAAAACAGACUUACUGAAGAAGUACAAGAACAUGUGUGCAUUUGAGCUGCCAAGAUCGUGACAAAUGAGAAUCGUUUCAUAGUGGAGUUAUAGUGUUAUACUAUAGGUAGGCUUUUAGCCAGGCUUGUGUCAUGGUGUCAUCUGGACGCAUUUUUCUUAAAAUAACAACAAAUUGGACGCACUAGAUGCCCUUACACUGGGGAACAGAUCCUCUGACAAGCAAGAAAUUCUGAUUGACCAGGGAUGCCUCUCGGUCAUCUGUGGUCACAGUAGAGGACUGUGACCUCUCUGGCAGUAAUUUUGCCCCUCAGGAUAUCUUAGAAUGCACCAUUUUGACUUUAAAAUUCUCUUAAACUCAGCACUAUGGAAGGCGGAUACCCUCGGACCCUCCUACAAAUUACAAUAGUCGCACCUAUAUAACUUACCAUGACUCACCAAGAAAUUUGGGCUCCCUAUAAUAUGAUCUUAGCUAAUAGCCUGAGUAUAGGUGUCAACAAUGUUACUGUAGCUGUCUUGAAUGCACUUGUUAUGUGACAUUUUCAGUGGUGACAUUGAAAGUGUCUGUGCUAGAAAUAAAAGACUGUAACAAAAUAGCAAACUUGUAGAAGGCACUUAGCAAGAUGCAAUAAUUGUUCAGAAUCGUCAUGGGAUGGCUUUGUUUUGAAAUUUGUUUCAAGACUUCUUUGCACUCAGUUAUACUUCUCAAAGCCAUGUAGGUCUAUUAGAUGACAUAUUCUUUCUUUGAAGUUAUUGCUUAUUAGAACUUUGUGAUUGACUGGUCUUGUGAAGAACCAAAGCACAGACUAGACACCAGAAAGCAGUUACUCGAGCAACUGGAUAUGUUUUGGCAUAUAUUAUUACCCUGAUGCCUUACGUUCAUUGACGCACAGACUAUGCCUUUUUGUAUUUACACGUGUAACAUUGUCGGAAUAAAACUUUGUCUUGUGUCUUCUGUA
Branchiostoma floridae (Florida lancelet) is the source of this 1279-nucleotide messenger RNA. Its product is annotated as mediator of RNA polymerase II transcription subunit 9-like. The coding region runs from base 67 to 384 and encodes 105 amino acids. The record is from RefSeq and is a predicted model, not a curated record. Gene Ontology annotation, biological process: regulation of transcription by RNA polymerase II. NCBI's taxonomy places the organism in Eukaryota, Metazoa, Chordata, Leptocardii, Amphioxiformes, Branchiostomatidae. The transcript is spliced from 3 exons. Gene Ontology annotation, cellular component: mediator complex. Gene Ontology annotation, molecular function: transcription coregulator activity.